GGGGACAAAUUCAACAGUUAUUUUAAAAAUUUGGUUUCAUUUGUUUUGUUAAAAGUUAAAUAGCUCAUUAGUGUUUGUAUUGUUGUAACAGUUUCUAUUUUCAAUCAUGUCAUCUUCAAGUCUCAAUAGCUAUUCGAGUUAUGGCGGGUCAACAAGCAAGAAAACUCCAAAACGGAUAACUCGCGAAAAUGAUAUCGAUAAGGUGGAAAAAAUCAAAACACAGCUUGAUUCUUUGAAAAUUGAACUCGACACUUAUAAAGCUAACUUGGCACCUGAAGUGAAUCUAGAGGAUUAUAGAUUGGAUAACCACGAAGCUCGAAAACUGAUGACAACUCUGGAAAGUUUUGCAAAUGAACUAUCUUCCAAAUUAAGUGUUAUGAAGCAAUUAUCAACUGUUCCUAAAGAUCAGCCAUCUUUGGUAAUUGACGAUGAAGCCUUGGCUGAAGCAAAAAGAACAGUAGAAGACGCCAAAUGUAUUUUGGAAAAUUUAAGAGUUACGGGAAGAGCGGAAUAAAAUCAAAGUGGAUGGCUGUUAAUAUGAAUAAUGAUUGUAAUUUUCUUUUUUAUGAUUCAAAAUAACUGACUUGAUUCACACUAAAAGUCCUUAAUACACUUUUUAUCUUGCUUUAACGAACAAGUGGGAAAGAUAAAUUUGCACAAAUAUCUGCAUUAGACAGAUCAAUUGAAUACUCAAAUAUAUUCUUUAUAAACAUUUUCUUCAUUUCA
Tetranychus urticae (two-spotted spider mite) is the source of this 726-nucleotide messenger RNA. RefSeq lists its product as uncharacterized. The record is from RefSeq and is a predicted model, not a curated record. Lineage: Eukaryota; Metazoa; Arthropoda; Arachnida; Trombidiformes; Tetranychidae.